Molecule: messenger RNA, 1218 nt
Organism: Penicillium subrubescens
Lineage: Eukaryota; Fungi; Ascomycota; Eurotiomycetes; Eurotiales; Aspergillaceae
Product: SANT/Myb-like DNA-binding domain-containing protein
Exons: 1
Coding region: 1-1218 (405 amino acids)
Source: RefSeq, a predicted model, not a curated record
AUGUCAGUCGAUAGCUUUCGCCUGGAAUCUUUCCGGCCGUGGAAUCCUUUCCAGGACAGAGCGCAGCCUCUGCGGGAUUCUCUCGAUAUUUGUCGAUAUCCAAGUCCUAUCUCGAUCACCGCCACCUCGCCUCCCUCCAAUUCUACCAACUCGGCUUCCGAGAACCCAAAUGUUCAUUCUCAUCAAUCUGAGCGACACCCUCUUCCUCCCCGACCGCCGGUGGAGGUUUGCUUGAACGACAGCCUACCACAGGAGACAAACACUCAGCAUCAGCACCAUCCCGCUGUGGAGGAUCAGAUAUCAUGCGUUAACCCCGGGGUUGAGGCGUUCGACUUCAAUGAUAUUCUGCAUCUGCAGGAUUUACCAAGCUCUGGAGACGAGGACCAUCCAAUAAACUGUGAUAAUCUGGGCCCGGAGUCUCAGUACCCACUCAACUUUGAAUCGGGUGAUCCAGGGCUCGCUUGCACUACCAGUCAGCAGUCUCAUGUUGGUAAGGCUGGAAGUACUGGUCCGGCCAGCGAGUGUUGUGACGCAACAAUUGAUCCGGCAAUCCUGGACGAUUAUCAUUUCCAAGAUAUGGAGCCGACCCCAGCAAGAAAAGAGACCUCUGAAGUUGUGGCCCCUUCUCGUUCGUUGGGUAAAUCUGUUCGUGGCCGCCGCAUGCGACCGAAUUCGCAACGGGCGAUGAAACCCGGGCGGCAGCAGUCCAAAAUCAGCAAGGUUGCUGUCGUUGUGGACAAUCGCCACAUGAAUAGGACUGGCCGGAGUGCUCGAGCAAGCGGCCCCGUUACAAUGUCGUUUUCUAUUCUUCGGGAUCAGUUCUCUUCUCUACCGGUCGAGGAGCGACUAGAGUUCUUGUCCUGGCUGUUUGAGGGUGCUUUGUCUCAAUGCCUCCAUAUGCCCUCCCGCUCAAAGAAUGCAUCAUCAUCGAAGGGUAUCUUGACAGAGGAAGGAAUCACGUCUUCAUCAGCUGAACAAUCAAGCGCGGGUGCCAAAGUUGUCCGUGGGAAAAAUACUUGUUCCUCAAGAAAAGGAUUACCUUGGUCAUUUGAAGAGAAUAGCCUUCUGGUGCAGCUGAGGGAGGAAGAAUCUCUUUCCUGGUCGGAAGUGAUUAAGCGAUUUGAUCAGAGGUUCCCCGGGAGGAGUAAAGGUUCCAUACAGGUGUACUGGAGCACGACGCUCAAGAAACAGCGGCUAUCUUUGGAAGACGCAGCGUAA